AUGGCAUGCUUGAGAGACAACUUUCAGAAUGGCGUCUUGCUUGAUGGUCGGUAUAAGACCAUCUCUCCUCUCAACCAUGGCUCAUUUGGCAUGGUCUUCAUGGCCAAGGACAUCAAAACCGAUGACACUGUCGCCAUCAAGUGCUUGACUAAGAAGGAAGCCGCUGAUGACAUCGGUUUCGACUUCGCUAUCGACGAAAAGUCGGAGGAACUUGUUCUCCACCGCCACCUUGGAUCGCACCCCAACAUCGUCAACCUCCUCAACACCUUCGAGACCGAAUCUCACCUCUACCUUGUCCUCGAGUUUUGUCCUCAGGGUGACCUGUACGAGGCCAUUCGCAAUGGUCAGGGACCACUCGAGACCGAACAUGUUCGACAGUUCAUGUUGCAGCUCGUGGAUGCUGUCGACUACAUCCACUCCAAGGGUGUCUUUCACCGAGAUAUCAAGCCGGAGAACAUUUUCCUGACAAAGUCUGGUGAUAUGAAGCUCGGCGACUUUGGACUGGCGACGACUGAGAACUGGACCUUGGAGAACACCGUCGGCAGCGACCGCUACAUGUCCCCGGAGCAGUACGACUCUGCCGGUGCCGGUUACUCCCCUGCCCAAGCGGACAUUUGGGCCAUCGGCAUCUGCCUACUCAACAUACUCUUUUCCCGAAACCCGUUCACCACCCCAACCGAGGCGGACCCUCUCUUCUUAGACUUCUCGAGGGACAAGCAGUCGCUCUUCGACGUCUUCCCAUCCAUGUCGCAGGACACGUACGAGGUGAUUGCCCAGUGCAUGAGCUUGGACCCUAAGAAGAGGUCUCUUGUUGGUGCCCGAGCUGCCCUACAGCGUGUCGUUAGCUUCACCACCACCGAGGAAGACGACGAUGACUUCUGCUGCGCCGAGCGUCACGUCAUGGCCAGCGCCAACCGUGAGCCUCUUCGCACGCCCUCAAUCCAGAGCCCCCAGGUCGACCAGGGUGCCUUCCCUUGGGCCAAGGCCCUGCACACCACGCCCCCCAAGCCCAUUCGCCAGCUUAGCGCCAUCGCCGACGACGAGAGCUACACUGAGGACUUGUUUUCCAAGUCAGGUGAGACUUCGGACUGGUUCAGCUCUGCCCAGACGCCGUCCAUCUCUUCCACGCUCAACUCUAGCCUUGGUGCGUCGAUGAAGUCGCUCCACAUCGGUCGACCCAUGAAGGCGGCGCCUCGUCCCAUCCCCAAGGUCUCGCCCAUGGCCGGGUCCCUCCCCAUCAACAUGACCAAGCCUCGAAGCAACUUGUCUUCCAUGUCCUUGGUCUUUGGCCGUAAGGAUGUCGUCUCCAAGAGCUGGAGUGACAUGUGGGACGAGGACGAGGAGGAGGAAGAGGCGGAGGCGGAGCGCGAGAGGCAAAUGCAGUCUCUUAAGGACCUUAACUCGAGGACCUGGAGUCACGACAGCAAGCUGGAUGAUCAGGACGACUGCGACACGGUGGAUGCUACCCCCAUUGCGACUACCCCUCAGCGUUCUCAUCACGACAGCCACAAGUUGAUCCACAACGACAUUGACAGCGACCACGCUGCUGACGGAUUCUUCUUUCAACAAUCGUCUCCACCAAAGCCGAAGCCAAUGGUGACCACUUCUCAAUCACCCCCUAAGCGGGACAAUCUCGACAAAUGGUCUGCCUUGGGUCAGCGUCGUCGCGGGCUCACAGGCUCGUUAUACUCGCAAAUGUCACCCGAGUUUCCUCGACAAAAAACAAUCGGACUGAGCUACAACUCUUAUGCAGCGGGAGUUUCGGACCACACUGGACAUCACAUCACUCACAACACUCACAACAAAUCACCUAAGGAAAAGGUCAAGGAUUGCCCCUGGAACAAGGGCAGAGAUUGGAAUUACUGGCGCAGGGAGAAGCGCAAUGAUCUCGCAGAUGUCGAGUGGGUUGGCGGCUGGCAGGAAGCACAUUCCUAG
Molecule: messenger RNA, 1935 nt
Organism: Colletotrichum higginsianum IMI 349063
Lineage: Eukaryota; Fungi; Ascomycota; Sordariomycetes; Glomerellales; Glomerellaceae
Product: Serine threonine protein
Exons: 1
Coding region: 1-1935 (644 amino acids)
Biological process (GO): peptidyl-serine phosphorylation; autophagy
Cellular component (GO): cytoplasm
Molecular function (GO): ATP binding; protein serine/threonine kinase activity
Source: RefSeq, a predicted model, not a curated record